AUGAGAUCUCCGAUGACAAAGCUCCUUGCUGCGAUUGCGAUCCCCAUCCUGGCGCUUUACGCUGUAGACAUCGUGCAGUUGCCACAGCACUUCGGAGGGGCUCGAAGACUCAACAGCUUCGAAGACAAGUCCAUUGCACACGGUUUGCAGGAGCUGAUUCCAGGGCCCUGCGUGAUUCAGGAGGCAGAAGCCACCACCAAGUGGAUGCUGUGGCUGUUGGUUGAUUCUCUCCGUGCACAUUGGCCGGUGUUGGUGGUGGUGGUGCCAGAUGGUGCCUUGGUGGCAGUUUUGUUGGUGCUCAUAAAAUACCGGAUGAGUGGUGAGAGCAAUCCCUACAUGCAACUUGAACAGUCUGAAAGUGGAAGCGAAGAAGGCGAUGAAGCUGGAGGUGAAGAACAGCCAGAGCGAACGGACGACACACCCAGCCUAUAUGCUCGAGCAGAAGUAGCAAUGAUGGCCUUCUUUUGGCUGUCUGACAUGUUCUCUGACCUGUAUGUGGCCUAUACCUACUACACCGACCGAAUGUACAUGUUCAGCUUUCUUUUAGCAGCAAUCUGGAUCGGAAGUGGGUGCUUGAGCUUUGUUCACAGAUACCUAAGCUGGGAACGUUGUGAUGCAAGGACCAACAGCGACUUGUUUUUUCGACGCUUGAAUUCCCGAGGUGAGCGACGGCCCGGCUUGACGAGCUUUGUUUUGUACGUGCUGCAAGUCCAACCUCUUUUGGAAGCCUUCAAGGCCCUCAAGCGUGGCAUGACGCAAGAACUGCGAGAAGAGAAGGUGCUGGCAGCCCUUUGCGAAGGGGCUCCUUCGAGUCUCCUUCAGAUCUAUGCCCUGUUGGUGAGCCGUCCGAACGGAAAUCCGUGGAUCCUGUGUGGGUCUAUAUGUCUCUCGAUUUUCACUGUGGCUGAUGGUGUCAACAAAGCCUACGAGCUUUGCAAACCUGAAGACAGGCAAAUGGAGCCGAGCAUUCUGCCCAGCAUCGCUCUAUUGUUCUUCCGUUGGUGCGACGUAUUCUCGCGCAUCGGGUUUUGGGCCCUGCUGGGCAUAUGCCUCCGGCCGACGCAAAGCGUCAGGGCCUGCAACAGCCAUACUUGCCUCUUAUCGUGGCAACGGAAUUUCUUAUAAUCGCUUUGCUCUUCAAGUCAAAUAAUUGUGGAUUGCAAUUGAAGUGGAAGGAACUCUUUAAGAAGCAGAACUUCCUUGGCAUUAUCACCUCUUUUCUGAGCACUUUCUGGUGUUGCUAUGACAGAGAUUUGAUACCUCAGCGACGUUUUGGCAGAUCUUUGCUCGCACUACGAACCUUCAGUGCGCUUUGCACGUUGUGGCUCUUUGCUCUGGUCUUUUCUGCGGAAUCUGGAGGUGAGUGUGUCUUGUCACACAAGCCCGCUGUGGAAAUUAUUUGUUUAGUGACAUUGUUGACCUUCACAAUAACCUUCCUUCUGACGAUCAUGAAUGACGUGAUGCUGUCAUGGUGUGCUCUUCCUCUAUUUCCCAUCAUCAGCGGCUGCAAUGGUGGUCGCUUGGAGUUGGCUGCCAGGCUUGGCUUGGAUUCACAAAUCCGUCGCUUCCUUGAUGACUCACACGAAGAAGCGCGUGUGGCGGCGCUCCGUCAGGCUGCAGAAGCGGGUCAUGUCUCUGUGGUCCAGUCGCUUGUGGACUUCGGGGUGUCUCCUGGUGCCUUCUGGCAGCGCGGCCUAACUGCAAUGCACUGCGCAGCCAGGGGAGGCCACGUGCCGGUCAUGGAGGCCUUGCAAGAACUUGGAAGCAACGAUCUUGAGACUGCAGGAGAAUAUAGAGUGACUCCUGCUCACCUUGCAGCCUCCAAUGGCCAUUUGGAAGUCUUGCGGUUUCUGGAGAGAUCAGGAUGCGACUUGGAGAAAGCAGACAAUGAUGGAAUGACUCCUGCAAUGUUUGCCGCCCAGAAUGGCCGUUUGGACGUCGUGCAGUUUCUUGAGAGUGCACGCUGCAACCUUCAGAAAGCAGACAGACGUGAAAGGACUCCGGCAUUCCUUGCUGCCAGGAAUGGCUAUUUGGAGAUCGUGAAGUUUCUGCAGAGUUCAGGCUACAACCUCCAGAAAGUCAACGAUCUCGGAAAUACUCCGGCACAUGCUGCGGCCGGGAAUGGCCAUUUGGAGGUCUUGCAGUUUCUGCAGAGCUCAGGCUGCGACCUUGAGAAAGCAAACCACGCUGGACGGACUCCUGCUCACCUUGCGGCCUCCAAUGGCCAGUUGGAUGCCUUACAGUUGCUGCAGAGCUCAAACUGUGACUUGGAAAAAGCAGACUACCUUGGAAGGACUCCUGUUCAGUGUGCAGCCUCCAAUGGCCAGUCGGAUGUCUUGCAGUUGCUGCAGAGCUCAAAGUGUGACUUGGAACAAGCAGACAGCUUUGGAAGGACUCCUGCUCACCUUGCGGCCCUGAAUGGCCAUCUUGAGGUCUUGCGUUUUCUUGAGAGGUCAGGAUGUGACAUGGAGAAAGCCAACAGCAGUGGAGAUACUCCUGCGCAACUGGCGGCCUUGCAUGGCCAUUUGGAGGUUUCUCAAUUUCUUCAGAGUUCCGGGACCACCGGCCUCCAGACUGCAAGCAGUCGGGAAUUGCGACUUCGCGUGGGCUGAUGGCUGAACGUUCGCAGAUUCGUUCAGGUCAUCCUGUGCAUAGCAAACUGAGAACCUAUGCAAAGCAUGGCAAAUCUGUUUGAGUUUGCAGAAUCUGGGAAAGAUUGCCAGUGCUGUGUGUUGAGUUGCAGCGUGUGCUAUGCUUUUGCCAGUGCAGUGUGAAAGGACACCUGCAGCCAAAGCUUGAGGUUCUGGCAUACAUCUGGCGCUGUGGGAGCUGGGCCAAGCUGGGCUGAAUGCCUGCAGUUCCGCUCCGCAGGCGACCGACCGCUUCAGCCGCUCCAACCAGACACAGCGCCGUCCACGACAUGAGGCAGUAUGAAGCAACCAACACUGUUCAGCGGUCCACAGGCUCGUGAAGAACGUGCCAUUGCGAUGGAGCUGCAAGUGUUG
This is a messenger RNA of Durusdinium trenchii, 3005 nucleotides long. The record is from the annotation of a GenBank genome assembly. Lineage: Eukaryota; Dinophyceae; Suessiales; Symbiodiniaceae.